This is a messenger RNA of Aethina tumida (small hive beetle), 1972 nucleotides long. RefSeq names its product facilitated trehalose transporter Tret1. Gene Ontology annotation, biological process: transmembrane transport. Gene Ontology annotation, cellular component: membrane. Gene Ontology annotation, molecular function: transmembrane transporter activity. The transcript is spliced from 2 exons. NCBI's taxonomy places the organism in Eukaryota, Metazoa, Arthropoda, Insecta, Coleoptera, Nitidulidae. The record is from RefSeq and is a predicted model, not a curated record. The coding region runs from base 337 to 1761 and encodes 474 amino acids.
AAACGUUAACAUCCUGUGGUCGUGUACGAGUACAAUAACUAAUUAAUACCGAAUAUGCCGUCAAAUAUGUUCGAUCUAUUAAUACUACAAGUAAUAAGCGUGUAGCAACGUGGAGCUAGUUAACUUGGCAAAAAUUUCGCUCACGUAUUGGUAGAUAAAUCGGCGCCAAAUUUCUGAACUAUGUUAAACCCACCUCUGCUUUUGUGAUCGUUGCUCGCGCUACGCCUGUGGCAAAUGUCCGAUUCCUAUUUACAGAGCAACAAGUGGAAAUUGAUCAGUUGCGUCCGUUAAGUAUGAGUUUGCUAUUUGUAGAGGGUUUCUAGUUAAUUUAUUGCGAUGGGGAGUGUUGGCAACAUAUUCCAAGGGACUUUUCCACAAUUGCUAGCAGCUGUAACCGGCACCUUGGCAGCAAUAUCCGAUGGCAUGCACUACGGGUGGACCGCACCCGUAAUCCCGAUACUUCUGAGCGAAGACAGCCCCGUCAAAACGACAAAACACCAAGCGGAAUGGCUGGAAACCAUGUUGAUGUUGGGUGCUUUCUCAGGUUUACCCACCACCAUCUAUUUCGUCGACAAGAUCGGAAGGAAAUACUCCCUACUUCUCUCUUCCUUAACCACUUUGAUAUGCUGGACCGUCAUAGGCGUAGCCAACCGAAUCGAGUACAUAUAUGCGGCAAGAUUCUUCAGCGGGAUGGCCGGCGAUAUGGCCUUCGUGGCCGCUCCCAUGUACAUCGCUGAAAUAGCCGAUCAAAAAAUUAGGGGGUUCCUUUCCAGUAUUAUCUACCUGAUGAUGUUAAUUGGCAUAUUUUUGAUUUACACCGUGGCACCGUUUACAGCUUUCUACGUUCCGUGCAUUAUAGGUGGGGCUUUGGUGCUCGUCGAGUUGAUUGUAUUCCCGUUCAUGCCGGAAUCCCCUUACUACUUGCUGUACAAAGAUCGUCCGGAAGAUGCCAAAAAAGCUCUGAUUAGAUUCAGACAAACGGAAAACAUCGAAAAGGAGUUCGAGGACAUUUCGGCGGCUGUGAAAAGACAAAGGAGUGAAAGAGGCAAUCCAAAGGAUCUCAUUAUGGUUGACAGUAACCGUAAGGCGUUAUUAAUCAUGACUGUAUUAAACGGGUCUCAGCACUUUAGCAGUAUUAGCGUAAUACUUAUGAAUCUCCACUUAAUUUUAGAAGCAGCUGGCACUGUUUAUCUUUCGUCCAGUUUGGCAGCAAUAAUAUUCUCGAUUAUAAUGUUUUGCGCCGCCACGACUGCGUCAUUCUCCAUUGAUAAGUUCGGAAGGAAAGUUUUGCUUACUACAUCCAGCCUUUUAACCGGUUGUUGCCUGUUGGUUAUUGCCAUUUACUUUAACUUGAAGUACCAAGGAGUGGAUGUUUUACCUGUAAGUUGGAUUCCCAUUGUCUGUAUAAUGAUUUAUGCAGCAUCUUUUAAACUUGGCUUAGGAAUGGUUCCUAUAGUAAUGACAGCAGAGCUGUUUCCUACGAAAAUGAAGGCGAUUGGAAUGACUUUGGCCGAUGCCAUGUAUGUAAUAUUCGCCAUUAUAUCUAUUGAACUUUAUCAAUUGAUUUCUGACAGUUAUGGAAUACAUGUGCCUUUUUAUAUUUUUUCUGCAUCUUGUUUUGCCACUGCUUGUUUUACGGCGUUUGUGAUACCAGAAACUAAAGGUAAAACAUUGGAUGAGAUUCAGUUUAUAUUAAAAGGAGAAAAACCACCACCAAGAAAAGAUGUAGAAAAUGAAGGAGAGAAAGAUUUAUUUUUAUAAUGUAUUUUUGUAUUCGAAAUAUUAGCAUAAUACCUAAUAGUAUUAGAUAAAAUAUUGCUAUUUAAAUGUGAUAUUACUUUAAUAGGAAAUUAUUGUUUGAUAAUUCAAAUUUUCAAUAUUCAAAUACCAUCCAUCCAACCACGUAUUGAAGUAAUAAUAUCUAACAAGAACAUUCUGUUGUUAUUCUUAUUAAAAAAUAUAUGAAACUAUA